AUGAAGGGCUCCGGCCUCUUCUCUCUCCUCUCCCUUCUCCUCCUCGUCUUUAUAGCUGGUUCUUCAGCAUGGCCGUGGCCUGACUCCUUUGACCACAAGAUUGUGGCACGACAAGAGGAGGAACCCACGGACGAACCUACGGACUCCGCCUCUGCCACCGACGAUGCGGCGGCCUCUACUGCAGACAGCGCCGCAACCACAUCCGCCGACGAAUCUGCAGCAGCAUCAAGCUCAGGAUCCAAGAGCGGGACAAAGACCACAAGCACCAAGACGACUGCCAUCGACCCCCGUCUUCCUCCGGGGGGGAUUUCUUUAAUAACCCCUGCAGCCAUUGAUGGAGUGCAAUAUUACAAAGUGGGAGAUUUCGUCACAUUCGCCUGGAAUUAUACCUCGCUAUCAGUCACCCCUUCCGCUAUUGACGUGCUGGCCUCGUGUUCCAUCAAUUCCGCCACAUACACCAUAGCCGCCAACAUGUCCGUCGAGGAGACAGGAGCCGUCACUUGGGAUACGGGCGAAUUCCAGUCUACGGCCACGAAUCCCUUCCCGGUUGCCAGUUAUACCUUAGUCGUCCAUGAUUCAUCAAAGGACAUCACAGAUGUUCCGUCGGCGGGAUAUUUGGGUGCGUAUCAGCAAUAUGUCUUUGGAAUGUAUACAGGGCAACCUUACACUCCUCUGAACGAAUUCAAGUGCGCCACUUGUAAUGGCGCAUUCUCGCUUCACGAAAAACAAGCUCUUGGUGUUCUCUUGACGACCGCAGCCAUUACUGUUAUGUCCUUUACGUGGUUUGCCAGCGGAUUUGGCGUAUUCUCAUGA
Rhinocladiella mackenziei CBS 650.93 is the source of this 813-nucleotide messenger RNA. RefSeq lists its product as uncharacterized. Bases 1 to 813 code for a protein of 270 amino acids. NCBI's taxonomy places the organism in Eukaryota, Fungi, Ascomycota, Eurotiomycetes, Chaetothyriales, Herpotrichiellaceae. The transcript has 2 exons. The record is from RefSeq and is a predicted model, not a curated record.